AUGUUCAAAAGAAAUAUUUCCAAAUCGGUCCCAUCAGGUGAACUCAAAAUGUAUCAAUGCAGCCGUUUGUAUCUUCAAUUCUGCAAAUGUUCAGUCCCGGAUACAACCAUAAAGUGCACAUUGGAGGAACCGGCUAUUGCAAUUUUGUUUUCUAAACAUCUACUCCCAUGUGAAGAUACUCAACUACCUGUUGAUUUCGGUGGAAGUAGUUUUGCAAACUUUGUGGACAAAGGAAGAACGUCUGAAGUGAAUUUAGCUAAUCCACCCAGUCGCUGUCGCCUGUCUCGUACUAUACGGAAGAAACGUGAUGUUUUUCGUGGACCUGGUACAUCUCAACCGAAACCUACCGUGAACGAUUCUGCAGAAAAUACAGAUUUUUCAAAUUUCCCCUACCAAACACCUCGCCUUGCCCCAGCACUUUCAAAUGUGAACAAAGUAUUAAAAUCUAAAAAACUUCAAAGAAAACGUAAAAGACAAAUGGAAUCUCAAUGA
Messenger RNA from Trichobilharzia szidati, 492 nucleotides. NCBI's taxonomy places the organism in Eukaryota, Metazoa, Platyhelminthes, Trematoda, Strigeidida, Schistosomatidae. The record is from the annotation of a GenBank genome assembly.